Paramecium octaurelia is the source of this 429-nucleotide messenger RNA. NCBI's taxonomy places the organism in Eukaryota, Ciliophora, Oligohymenophorea, Peniculida, Parameciidae. The record is from the annotation of a GenBank genome assembly.
AUGUAAGACGCUUAAUUUUUAAAUUACCAAGUUGAAGCAGAGCCAAAUAUUUAACCAAUUAGAUCAAUAAAAAUUCAAUAGAAUAAAGGCUUAAUGAUGAUUUUUUCAUCUGAUUCAGAAAUUUUAGAAAAUGAUCUGAGAGUUGAUAACUCUCAAUAUUACAGAAAAUAAUUUUAGGAGAGUUAUUCCCUGUUCACCACUAAGAAUUCACUUUCAGGGAAAUUGAAAACAUUGACUCAGCCGAGCAAUUCUGUAACUUCCAAGGCAAAACUAGCAUCAAUUCGAAAAAUUAAAUCGUUCAGACUUGAUGAAGACACAUAGAGCCAGGACGAGGAAGAAAGCCUGCCUAAGGAGUUUAUGAAAGUUAAUUUUCAGUUUAGACAAGACCUAAUAAUUAAUGUUUAAAAAAUCCUUGAAUAAAAGAAAUGA